Molecule: messenger RNA, 1683 nt
Organism: Insectozyma verbasci
Lineage: Eukaryota; Fungi; Ascomycota; Pichiomycetes; Serinales; Debaryomycetaceae
Source: the annotation of a GenBank genome assembly
AUGUCUGAUUUAGAAGAAGAUUUAUUAGCAUUAGCUGGAGGUGAUGAUUAUGAACCAGAUCAAGGUGACGAUGAUGAAAUUGAAGUUAGUACAAGUAAAAGAAAAUCAAAUUAUGAUGAAGAUGAAGAUGAAGAUGAAGAUGAUGACCAGGUGUUAUCAAAACGUAGAAAAUUAGAAGAAGAUAAUGAAUCAGACGAUUAUGCACCAGAAGAUAUAGAAGAAGAUGAAUUGAUUAAUCCUUAUCCAUUAGAAGGUAAAUAUAAAAAUGAAGAAGAUCGAUAUUUAUUAGAAUCAAUGGAUGAAAUUAAAAAGGAAGGAAUAUUAUAUGAAAGAUCACAAGAAAUGGAAAGAUAUAAUGAAAAGAAAUAUUUAAAAGAAAGAAUGAAAAGGGAUAGAAUGAUGAAGAAUCAACAAUUGAAAAAACCUGAGUUACCAAGUAAACCAACAAGAAGUUCUGGUAGAAGUAAAACUAGUACCAAGGCAGAUGUACGUAAUGAUAAAUUAAACGAAUUAAAGAAACAAAGAGAACAAGCAAAUCGAAGAAAGACAAGAAGAAGUAAAGACGAUUAUGAAGAAGAAAGUGAUGUUGACGAAUUACCGGAUGAAGAUGAUGAAGAAAUGGUAACCGAUGAAAGUGAUUAUGAUGAUGGAAUUGUAACAUGGGGUGGUAAAUCCAAAAUACCAAGUAGAAGACUGAGAGAACCAAGUACAUUAGAAGAUAUAAAUAAAUUACGAGUCGGUAGAACUGUUUUAGCUAAAUAUUGUUUUCAUCCUAAAUUUUUUGAUUUAUUAAUUGAUACAUUUGGUAGAAUAAAUUUAGGUAUUGAUAAAAAAACUAAAAAACCAUUAUAUAGAAUGGUUAAAAUAAUUAAUAUAGAAUUAAAACCAGAAAGAGCUUAUAGAAUAGCUAAUAAUUCAAAUAAAACAGAUUUAUAUAUAUGGGUUUCACAAAAUAGAAAUCAAAAGAAAUUAUUUCCAAUAAAUAUAUUUUCAGAUUCACCAAUAUCAAAAGAUGAAUUUGAAAGAUAUUUGAAAGAAUUAUCAAAAACAAAUGAAAGAAUUGAUUAUAAAGAAGAUGUUGAAGAAAGAUUUGAAAAUAUAAAAGAAUUUUUUGAAAAAGGUCUUUCAGAUCAAGAUAUAAAUGAAAUGAUUGAAAGAAAACGUAAAAUUCAACAGCAAAAGGGUGACUAUAAAAUAUAUGAAGCUGUUAAAUUAAAUGCACAAUUAAAUGAUGAAUAUAAAAUUUUUAAACAACAAGGUAAUUUGAUUGAAGCUAAAAAAACACUUGAUAAAUUAAAAGAAAUUGAACAAGUAUUAAAGAAAUAUCAAAUUAAAAAUUCAAAUUCAAAACAAUUGGAUGUAAUGACAAAAGUUAAUCAAAGAAAUAGAAAAUUAAAUAAUGAAAUUAUAAGAAAAGCUGAAAUAAAAAGUCAUUCAAUAGAUUCAAAAGACCUUGACAAUGGUGGAGAUCCUUUUAGUAGAUUAAAAACAACAACAAGAAUGUUUUAUCAAGAUUUAAUUGAUGAACAAAAUAAAAAAGCCAUGAAAGAUUUAAAUAUACAAGAAGAAAUCAACAAAAAGGCAAAACAAGAAAAAAUAAUUGCAAAAAGUACAUAUAGAGAUUUGGGAGAAAUGGACAAAUUAAUUAAAACAAUUGAAUUUGAUAUUGAAUUAGUUUUAUAG